AUGAAUACUGUGAAAGAAAGGAAAAGUAGAAGAACUCACAAGAAUUCCCGUGAUGGGUGUCCCAAUUGUAAAGCCAAGCGGAUUAAGUGCUCAGAAGAGUUACCUCAAUGUUUCAAUUGUAUCAAAAAGAACUAUCGUUGCGGAUAUUUAGAUUUCCCUAAAGAUAAAUUAAAUCACAUAAGGAACAAGAACGAAGAUAAGAGGAAAGAAGAAUUAUUCAAGAAGUUGAAUAGAGAUCAAGAGAUCUUUAACUUACCAAAUUCUAUCAGUGAUCUUAAUGAUUCUAUAAAGUAUCAUAAUUCACGUGACUCGGAUUCUUCAUUGAAUUCUAGAAACAAUUCAUUAAAUUCUAAGAAGAACUCAUAUAGUUCAAGUUUGGGGACGUCGAUGAAUUCCAUGAAUUCCAAACAAGUUUUGAUCAAUGAAACAUUCAAUAACAUUCAUAGCGAGUUUGCUACCAAUCUUUUGAAAUUGGAAACAGACUUUAAUGGAUCAGUCCAAGGUUCAGUGCAAGGUUCUGUGCAUGGGAAUUCUAUGGAUGCGAACAUGAACGAUAUGAAUAUGAAUAGUACUGCUAUGGAGAGUGGUGGUAGUGGCAACAGUAUUCAUACCACCCAAUCUAGUCUUCAUGGUAAUGUUCAUGAUAAUCUCGGAUCUAAUGUUCCAAUACCCAUGAACCCUAACAAUAUGGGCAUGAAUAACAUCAAUAUCAUGAACAUGAAUGAUAUGAGUCUUCUUAAUAAUGGUAUAAGCGGACUUAAUGGACUUAACUCCAUGAAUGUCCCUAUGAAUCUGUAUGAUUAUGAUAUGUUUGAUUUCGAAUCAUCGGCCAAUCAGUUUGUUAACUUUGACAAUUCUAAUAUCAAUAUCUUGAAAGUAUAUGAUUAUAACCAACCAACAGAAGGGCAAAACUUGAACGCACCACCAUUAGCCAUGGCGCCACCAGUUGCUCAAACAUCUCCAUAUGGACUCCCCAAUGCUAUGAAUCAACCAACGGUGUUCAAGAGGAUCCAGAGAUCUAAGCCAAGGUAUCACAAACAAUAUUUCUUCCUCCCGGUGUACAAUAAGAAGUUUUAUACCAGACUUUGGCACCAAUUAUUCAACCAAUCUGUUGAUAAUGGAGUAUUCCAAAGUUUCAUCCUUGAUAAGUCCUUAGGUAUUCUUCUUUCAAACUUGAAUAUCGUUUUGACCAGUGAUUACCUUAAGAACUUCCAUAACACUUACCAUACUCUUGAUGAAAUGAACUUUAAAGAGGAUUUCUUCUUCAACGAUAAGAUCCUUCAUAAGUUGAUAGCUAAGAGUUAUAACUAUUACUCCAAUCUCAUCAAAGACAUCCGUGAUAAUUUGAACAAUUACCAUAUUGAGUACACCAUCAAGAUAAGUCUUUUAUCAUCAUAUUCGUCGUAUUUCUUACUCAACUCCAGUAUUGAUACGUUAAAUACUUUGAACUCCGGAGCUUCUUCGUUGUUACACAAAUUUACUCAUGAGAUCAAUGAUUUCAGUCAAUUGACUAUCAACGUCAAAUACAUCAUUGAUUUGAUUUUCAAUCAUAUUCAGAUUUGUAGGGUACCUAACUUACAGUUUGGAUUGAUUGAAAUCAUCUUUGAGCAAUUCAAAGUGUUUAAGAAGUUCCUUAUCAAUUCAACCAGUUUAUACCAGUCAUUACAAAAUAGUCAAAGUAUUCGUGAUUUCUUACCUAAACAUGAUUGUAUAGAGUUUGAGAAUUUCCUCACUUACUUGCUUUAUAACUUCCUUCCAAAGAUAAAGGCCAUGAACCAAUCUCACAAUCCUGACUGGUUUGAAGGUUGUAGGGAUUAUAGGGUGUUAUCGUAUAAUUUGAUCUUUGAAUUGAUCAACAAAUGGUUUAAGAUGUACCCGUCUAUUGUCAAUACCGUGGCAUCUCAUUUAAAUGUGUUGCAAAGAGUAUUCUACUUAUUUUUCAUCUGUGCUGGGAAAGUCUUGAAUCAAAUUUUCUCCCCUAUCAGAUCAAUAAUGAAUAUUGAUUGUGUCAAUGUGUUGUUCCCUGUAGUUGAUUUUGAUUUUGAAUCUUUCAGAAUCGAUCAAAAGGAAGACAAAUUGAGUAAUGAACAAUUCCAAUAUUUGAAUAGAAUCAACAAGGAUUUGUUAAGAAUGAUAAGUUUCUGUAAUUAUCGUACAUUAUUCUAUGGUCAUUAUCUUAGCACAGAAUCAGUGUUGGAUGAAGAAUUCAUCAGUAAAAUUGACGGAGAAAACGAUUAUAUUCGAGUAAUACCUACCGUAGUUGAUGUUCAAGAACAACCGUUAAAUGUCAAUUCAGAAUUACAAUUUGAUAUCAAAUAUGAGAACUUCCCUCAAUUCCAACAAUUCAAUAACAUUGCCGGUAGUAAGACCAAUCCACCAGUCGAUGAAACUCACAAAUAUGACGACAGUAACUUUAAUUUUGAGACGGGAUUAUUCAGAUCCGAUUUCGAUCCGACUUCCUUAGUUAAUGAAUUUUUAAAGAUCCAAAGAGUUAACUGGGAAUUGAACGGUGUGAAAUUACCUACCAUCAAAUUAAGAACUAAGAAUUUGAAUAGUUCAAGAAAAUUAAUCAACAAGAGUGUUAAUAGUUUCAAGACUACUCUUGAUUAA
Messenger RNA from Yamadazyma jaroonii, 2610 nucleotides. The record is from the annotation of a GenBank genome assembly. NCBI's taxonomy places the organism in Eukaryota, Fungi, Ascomycota, Pichiomycetes, Serinales, Debaryomycetaceae.